Molecule: messenger RNA, 3358 nt
Organism: Dermochelys coriacea (leatherback sea turtle)
Lineage: Eukaryota; Metazoa; Chordata; Testudines; Dermochelyidae
Gene: AKAP8
Product: A-kinase anchoring protein 8
Exons: 14
Coding region: 114-2408 (764 amino acids)
Cellular component (GO): nuclear matrix; nucleus
Molecular function (GO): protein kinase A regulatory subunit binding; DNA binding
Source: RefSeq, a predicted model, not a curated record
CCGCUCGCGGGAAUGGCCAAUGGGCGGCGGGCGUGUGGCGCUUGCGUAGUGAGCGGAAGGGCGUGCAGUUAGUGCGGAGGAGCCGUUGGACUUGGCUGAAGGCGGAGGGAGACAUGGAUCAGGGAUACGGCAGUUAUGGCACUUGGAGCACUGCUGCCACCAAUGCUCAAGGUACAUAUGCAGCAAACGCAGCAAAUUGGCAAGGCUAUGAAGGCUAUGACUAUUAUGGCACCCAAACCACCGGCUCUACUACAGCUGCCUCGUACAAUUAUGCUGCAGCUGCAGCUGCAGCUGCAGCUGCUACCACUAAUACCUGGGAGACUCCCAAAACUACCGACAUGACCAUGACUGCUGAUGUCAACACCAGUAUGCCAGUUGCAACUUAUAGUACGGAAGCUGUGGCAAAUGAGAACUCUGACUCCAUCAUAGCCAAAAUAAACCAGCGUCUGGAUAUGCUGUCAAAGGAAGGCAGUGGUGGAGGCGGGGAAGGAAUGGAAGACCAGGAAAGCUCUUUCAGGUUUGAGUCUUUUGAGUCUUAUGACUCAAGGUCUUCAAUGAACGACCGUGACCUGUACAGAGCUGGCUACGAUUAUGGCGAAGUUGGAACUGAUCGGAAUGAUUCCUUUGGAAGCCAAUUUGACAGCCGUAGGAAUCAGUCCAGCAACAGAGGAAACAGCUAUGGUCUCAUUAGAGGGAGGGGCCAGAAUCGGAUUCAAAAUCGGGGACGUCUAAAUGCUUUCAACCGCACUGACCGCUUCAUGCCAUCUUCAAGUACUGAGCGACUGUCUGCACGCUGGAAUGAGUUGAACUAUAUGGGUGGGCGGAGCAUGGGUGGUCCCUGCCCCAACAGGCUCCCUUCCCUCUUCUCCCAAGCCCUUGUCCCUGACUAUUGCGAUUAUGGGGACUAUGGCGAUUACGGGGAUUAUGGGGACUAUGGCGACUAUGGUGACUAUGGCGACUACGGAGACUAUGGUGACUAUGACUAUGGCAUGAUGGGAAUGCCAGGAAUGGGAAGGUAUGGUAACAUGCCAUAUGGAGUCGGCAGGCAACGAAACAGAGUGAGUACAGUGCCGUGGCAUCUGAACAUUCUUAUGCCCAAGAGGAGGAGUUUCCGCAACCGCUCAGGGGGUCGAUCAGAUAGUGAAGGAGGGCGCAAGCGGAAACAAUCCCAAAGCGGAGAUGAGCCAGACAGCAAACAGGCAAAGACUGACAGUGAAGGAGACGACACCGAGAACGAUGAUGGUGAAGGAGAGGACAAAUCUGGAGAUGAAGGAGACAAAGGUGAGAAUGAGGGUUGUGGUGAAGAUUGGGAGAAGAAAGCAUCUGGAGAUGGUGGUGAUGAUGAUGAUGAUGAGGUGAAAAAGAAGAGGGAGAAACAGAGGAGAAGAGAUAGAAUGCGCGAUCGUGCUAUGGAUAGAAUCCAGUUCGCCUGCUCUGUGUGUAAGUUCCGCAGCUUUGAAGAUGAAGAAAUCCAGAAACAUCUGCAAAGCAAGUUUCACAAAGAUACCCUGCGAUACAUUGGCACCAAACUCCCUGAUAAAACAGUUGAAUUCCUGCAGGAGUAUAUUGUGAACAGGAAUAAGAAAAUUGAAAAGCGUCGUCAGGAGCUGACUGAGAAGGAGGGUACAAAGCAGAAACCAGACCCUUUCAAGGGUAUCGGCCAGGAACACUUUUUCAAGAAGAUCGAGGCAGCUCACUGUAUGGCUUGUGACAUGUUAAUUCCUGCACAGAACCACCUCCUCCAAAGACACCUGAGGUCAGCAGACCACAACAGGAACCGCAGGAUGGCAGCCGAGCAGUUCAAGAAGACUAGUCUCCAUGUUGCCAAGAGUGUCCUAAAUAACAAGCACAUUGUAAAAAUGCUGGAAAAGUAUCUCAAGGGUGAUGAUCCAUUUACAGAUGAAAUUGUUGACCAGGAUGUUGAUGAAACUGAAACCUUGGAAGGAGGUGAUGGUGGUGGAGAAGGGGCGAAUGAAAGUGCUACUGCAGAGACAAAAGAGGAAGGUACUGGGGAUGCAGGUGAAGCCACAGAAGCUACAGAAGCCCCUGAAACCACUAAAGCAGAAGGAGAAGAAAUAGAAAAAGCCUCUGAGGAAUUGCCUGAAAAUGAGGAGUUGCCUAAAAAUGAGGCAGAGCAGCAGCAGCCGCCACCACCACAGGAAGAAGCUGAGGUUGGGGCAGAGGCUGGAAUAGAAGAAGCAGCAGAGGCAGCAGUGGUUGUAACAGAAGAACCAUCCCCUCCUCAAGAAAAUAUAGAUGAGACAGUGGCUUCUGCAGGAGGUGAAGCUGAAGUACAGCAGGUUGAAAAGGAAGAGGAGAAACCAAGUGAGGUAACAGAGUCUGGAAACAGUGAUGCAAAGGUGGAAGAGGAGGCACCACCUGUAGAAGUGGAGCUGCAGCAAGAAUAACUCUGUAAAUGUUUGUGUGAAGGUGACUUGUCCUGCACAAUUGUAUAAUCCAUGAUUUUGAUUUUUUUCCUGUCUUAUUCGAAUGCAGUACCUGAAUGCGCAUUGCCAGAAAUUCAGCUGGCUUUGUUUUUGUUCAAGGGGAGGGACCCAACUGUUCUGUUAUGGGAGCAGUCUUGUGCUUAAUUGUCUUGUUCUGUAGAUUUGCUUAGUUCUGCUUUCUACAUAAUUUUUUAGGUUGAAGACUGCAGAAAGCUGUACAUUCCCCAAGAAACACUUGAGGUGCAUCAUCAUCUUUUUGAAUUUUUAGAAUGAAAAGUGGGAUUUGCAAAAUAAAAACAUGAUGAUUAGAUUCUGACAGCUGUUUGGUUUUUAAGUGCAGCACUAAAGCAGUAUGAUUUCUUUUGCAACAGAGACUUGGUCCUUUUACUAAUUGGGAGCCAAUAAAUAUCUUCAGCAUUUUUUAUCCCUACCUAUAGAGAAUACUUACCAUUUUAAAUACUCCCUAGAAAGGAGAGGAUUUUUUGUUGUGAGAUCCACUGGCUUCAUCUGUCAAAACUCCAGUGCUGCAUGAGAAUUAGGGUACGUAGUUUUACAGUUUUUAAGCACCAAGUCGGUUUGUCUAGAAAUCAGGCCACUCUUUGUAUAGAGCACUGAUUUAGAGACCUACUUUGAGAGGGGGAAAUUACACCUCCGUUGAAAACCAUUUUUCCUUCAUCCUAAAUUUUAAUAAGGUCACAGUAGUCUCAUUCACAGUAUAAAACUGAUUGCCAAAUGCUGUCACAGGGUUAUUCAAACAAUACCAAGAUCAGCAAAUGAUAGGAACUGCUGACUUAAGUGUUAUUAUCUAUGCUUGUGGUAUAAAAUGUUUAAGUCUGAUAUAGACCCAUUUUGAAUAAACCCAGAGUUCUUGGUCUUAAAGUCUAAAUAAACUUCUGAAUCUGGAAAAAAAA